Exophiala viscosa is the source of this 1853-nucleotide messenger RNA. Its product is annotated as glycosyl hydrolase catalytic core-domain-containing protein. Gene Ontology annotation, biological process: fungal-type cell wall polysaccharide metabolic process. Bases 181 to 1554 code for a protein of 457 amino acids. Lineage: Eukaryota; Fungi; Ascomycota; Eurotiomycetes; Chaetothyriales; Herpotrichiellaceae. Gene Ontology annotation, cellular component: fungal-type cell wall. The transcript has a single exon. The record is from RefSeq and is a predicted model, not a curated record.
UAGCCCUUGUUCUAUUCUCGUCUUUCAUCACUAGAGCUACGCUCGUGGUCAUUCCUUAACCAACCAGCUUUCGCAUUCAUCUAUACAAAACAACACCCCCGGUGGGCUUAUCAUACAUAUCACACUAUCCGAAUCGAUCUCUAUCCAGACUCUAGCAGAAGGAAGCAUACCCGCAUCAAAAUGGUUUCCAGCAUCGUAUCCAUCCUGGUCCUGGCGACUGCCGUCUUGGCUCAUCCUAAACGACACCACCACUUCCACCAUGGCACCGGCACCGGUACUGGAGGCGUUGCUUUCCCUACCGGAGGCACAUAUCCAUUGAACGGUACCGAUAGCACCAACGGCACGGACUUCGCAGGCUCUGCGCUGUCCUCCACUGCUCUCUCGACUGUCACCGUGAGCCCACUCCCUGCAUCGACCAGCGAUGUCUUGUCAAGUGUCUCUGCUGCCGAUGCUGCAGUGGCAGCAGAAUCAAGCACAACAUCAUGCACCAGCAGCUCGACUUCCACAAUAACCACCACCACCGUCCAGUUUGUUACCGUCACAUCAGCCAGCACAUCUUCCUCCGCCAGCGAAGUCCUGGUUGUUUCUGACUCUUCAUCCUCAGCCAGCGCCACCCAAGGAACACAAGCAGCCGCUGCCUUCUACGGAAAGGGCGGACACUCAUUCACAUACACCGCUGCUGGUGCCUCAUCGGCAGCUCAGACCUCUGCUGAAGCUUCGUCGGUGUCGUCAGCCGUCGCAACGACCUUCGCAACUGUUGCUGUGUCAGCCUCCUCAUCCAAUGCAGCUAGUGCCACCGAGUCGUCCGCAUCAUCGACCGCCACAUCGACAUCCAGCUCCAGCAGUUCCAGCAGCGGCAAGAAGGGUCUGUCCUACAACACCGCCUCCUUGACUGACGCAUUCGCCGGCAAGGGCAUCAGCUGGGCGUACAACUGGGGAAACGCCGCCGAUGGUAGCAUCGUCUCCGGAGCCGAAUACGUCCCUAUGCUCUGGGGCUUGGACGCUGUCGAUGACUGGGCCAGCGCAGCUGCCUCUGCCAUCGCGGCCGGUUCUGAGCACGUAUUGAGCUUCAACGAGCCUGACCUGAGCUCUCAAUCUGACAUCGACCCGGAAACUGCUGCCACCAACCACAUCAAGUACAUGAACCCCCUUUCGGGCCAGGUGCAAAUCGGAGCUCCAGCCGUCACCAACGGUGCUGGAACCGACCCGCUGUUGGGCAUCGACUGGCUCAACGCCUUCUUCAAGGCGUGCGACGGUCAGUGCAAGGUUGAUUUCGUCCCCUUUCAUUGGUACGGCAGCUCCAUCUCCGACUUCGAAUCACACACCCAGGACGUCAUCGACGCAGCUUCCGCUCAGGGCAUCGACAAGGUGUGGGUCACUGAAUUUGGUGCCACCGGAUCGGACUCGGACGUUGCCUCCUUCCUUCAAUCCGCGGUAGAGUACCUCGAUGGCCAAUCGGCUGUCGAGCGAUACGCCUACUUCAUGUGCAGCGACGGCGUCCUGGUCGAUGGAAGCUCCAUCUCCAGCCCCAUCGGUGAGGCAUACCUGGACUAAGCCAGUGCCCAGUGCUCUGAAAGUCGGGUUAGAAGAGCAUGUCGCUUGACAUAUUUCUGGGGGAUUCUUGUACACCACCACUUUGGAGGGGAUGUCAAAAAGGGCCAAUUGGAUCGCACUAUGGAGAGGCAUUUCUGGAAGAUUCAUCCACCAUGCUGCACCAGGCACUGUUCUUACAUAGAGAGUCACACAAUCUCACGGCACGGAUUUAUAACGAUUUGAAACGGCUUUUAACGAUAGAAAUCCAUCCAUGCGUUUAUAGCGUGUUCAGACAGCAUAACAAAACUUCCCAAGUAAAG